Molecule: messenger RNA, 750 nt
Organism: Gigantopelta aegis
Lineage: Eukaryota; Metazoa; Mollusca; Gastropoda; Neomphalida; Peltospiridae
Exons: 2
Coding region: 1-750 (249 amino acids)
Source: RefSeq, a predicted model, not a curated record
AUGGUAUUGUUCCCACUCAAUGCCCAAUUGCCAGAAUCACUGAAGUACACCCUGAGGUUUUGGGAGAUUGAGGAAUCACCCUCAGCUAAACCCACUCUCACACUUGAGGAGCGUACUGUGGUGAAACAUUUUGAUACUCAUCAUUGUCGUGCUGAGACGGAUCUUUUGUGGUUCCCCUUCCUAAAAGGUCUGGCUGUAAAAGCAUUCUCUAACUCAAGGAAUAAAUUUCACAAAUUCCAAACUGUCAUGCAGGAUUACAUGGAACUGGGACAUCCAGAAUCUGUGCCCAGUAUAGACAUGUACAAACCCCCUGAAGAAGUAUUCUAUCUCCCAAUGCAUGCUGUCUACAAAGAAUCCAGUACCACCACUAAAGUGAGAGGUGUAUUCGAUGCCUCAGCCAAGUCCUCUACAGGAGUGUCCCUAAAUGAUACUCUUCUUGUUGGACCCACUAUACAUCCUCCAUUGAUUGAUGUUCUACUCAGGUUUAGGUCUCAUAUUGCUCUCACUGCUGAUGUCAGUAAGAUGUACGAGCUAUCAAAUUCCAUUGAGGAAGAUCGAAAUCUUCAUCAUUUUGUGUGGAGAUCAUCACCCAAUGACAAGAUCCAAGAUUAUCAUAUGACAAGAGUCACGUUUGGAGUUGCUGCCUCAUCCUUUGCUGCCAACAUGGCAGUCAAGCAAAAUGCACUGGAUUUCUCCCAUGAGUACCCAAUGGCAGCCAAGACAGUUGAGACCUCAUUUUUACGGGAAUGA